This is a messenger RNA of Ochlerotatus camptorhynchus, 2623 nucleotides long. RefSeq names its product waterproof (gene wat). Gene Ontology annotation, molecular function: alcohol-forming very long-chain fatty acyl-CoA reductase (NADP+) activity. The transcript has 8 exons. Bases 210 to 1808 code for a protein of 532 amino acids. NCBI's taxonomy places the organism in Eukaryota, Metazoa, Arthropoda, Insecta, Diptera, Culicidae. Gene Ontology annotation, cellular component: peroxisome. Gene Ontology annotation, biological process: long-chain fatty-acyl-CoA metabolic process. The record is from RefSeq and is a predicted model, not a curated record.
AAGUGGGCAGGCGCUUUUGGUUGACCCAUCGUCGAAAUCUCUCGACGGGUUGGGCGGCGCUGUGCUGCUAACUAGUGUAAUACCGAAAUUACACACACUCACCUGCUCUCCUAUUUGGUCAGCGGAGGGUGAAAGAUCGAGAGUGGGGGAAAACAGGUUAAAAAGGUGCAGACGGUGCAGAAGAAACAAAAAACAAAAACAAACGCGCAAUGACCGUGGCAUCGUAUCAGGAUGGUGCAGCGGCGGCAGCGUCCAAACAGCAGCAACCGGCACUGGAUGCAACCGUCGCCACCAGUCCGGCACAAGUCGAGCAGAAAUUGACCGAGAUUCAGCAGUUUUACGAGCGGACCAGUGUUUUCAUCACCGGAGGAACUGGAUUUUUGGGGAAAACACUCAUCUACAAACUGCUGACCAGCUGUCCGGGCGUAGAAAACAUCUUUCUACUGGUGCGAAGUAAACGUGGGAAAGACAUUUUUUCACGUGUGGAAGAAAUCUUCGACGAUGCCAUGUUCGACAAAAUGAAGGUAGCCUGCCCAAAGUACGAUCACAAAAUCAGAGCGAUUGCAGGCGACUGUAUGCUACCCAGUCUCGGCAUCAGUUCCUCGGAUCGGGAAGUGCUGGUGGAAAAUGUCAACAUCGUGUUCCAUCUGGCCGCCACCGUACGAUUCGACGAAAAGAUGAAAACCGCCAUGCAAAUCAACGUGAAAGCCUGCCGAGACAUUCUGGACCUGUGCUACGAAAUGAAGCACCUCAAGUCCGUCAUCUACGUGUCCACGGCAUACACACAGUGCCCGCAGAAGGUGGUCGAAGAGCGGUUCUACGAACCACCGAUCGACUCGAAGAAGAUGAUCUCGCUGACGGAUUGCGUCAGCGAUACCAUGAUGGAAAACAUCACACCUAUCCUGCUGGACAAGUGGCCUAAUACCUACACAUUCACAAAGGCGAUCGCCGAGGACGUCGUUCGACAGAACAGCAGAGGUAUGCCAAUUGGCAUGUUCCGACCGGGUAUCGUCAUCGCCACAUACCAGGAACCGGUACCAGGGUGGAUCGAUAAUUUCUACGGACCGACGGGAGUGAUUGCCGGUGCUGGCACCGGAGUGCUACGAACGCUCCGAGCCGAUCCAACCAAGGUAGCCAACAUGGUUCCGGUGGAUCUGUGCGUCAACGGUAUCAUCUCGGCGGCGUGGGACAUCGCCGAACGGUUUCGAACAGAAAUCAUGCCCGAUCCGGACAUCCCAGUGUACAACUUUUGCACGGAGAAGAGCAACUGCAUCACCUGGGGCGACUUCACCUACACGACGAUCAAAUUCGGCUCGAUGUAUCCCACCGUUAAGUCGAUCUGGUACCUGUGCUACACGAGCAAUCCGAACAAAGUCAUGCACUAUCUGUCGAUACUGUUCCUGCACUACGCACCCGCGAUAUUCUUCGACGUCAUAGCGCUCUUCAUCGGACGGAAACCAAGGCUCAUGCGUACUUACAAGAAAAUCCACCGCUUCAUGGACGUGAUCGAGUACUUCUCCAUGCGCCAGUGGGACUUCAAGCUGGACAACAUCAACGCCCUGUGGCGGAAGUUAUCCCGGGCCGAUCAGAAGGUGUUCUUCUUCGACAUGCGCCAAAUCAACUGGGAUUUCUUCCUGGAACAGUACUUCUGCGGCAUCCGGCAGUACCUGCUGAAUGAUCCAAUGGAGACCGUCCCGGAAGCUCUCGUCCGAUGGAAUCGUUUAUACUGGCUGCACCAAGCUACCAAGGUGAUUGCGCUUCUAGUGCUGUACAAGCUGGUCUUUACGAUUUGGGGCUUCUUCAGCUAAGCGAUACCGUACUCUUAGUUUCGAAGGAUCGUGUCAUCAACAACACCGUCACCAAGCUCAACUUCAUCCAAAUCAUCGCCCCACGCCGACUAAAUCGUCCCUUAUUCCUUCGUCUUCGAAUUGGCCCCGGCUCACCUGAACUCACAUCCAAUCGGCCAUCACAUACACACUCUCUCUCACACACACACACACAUCACAUAAUACAGCGAGCAGGAGGAAAACACGAAGAGAAGAGAGUAGCGGAUGAUUAGAAGAACCCAUUCAAAGAUUCAUAUUUUGUUAGCUUUAGUACCUUUUUUCUACGGUUAGGCUAUGUUUGUUCUAUAGUGGAUAACCGAGCGCGGACCGGCGAUUCGAUCACUGUGAAUCGAAUUAUUCUUAAGAGAAUUGUGUGACUAUACGUUACUUUUUGUUUGUUUUGUGUUUCGUGGAAAUCUACUUACGAAAUUUAAACCCUGAAAAAAAAGUGUUGCCUGUGUCAUUCCAACUAAAAUUAUGCUCAAGCUAAGUUUACAAGGGAGGAAGUAUAUUUCACAUCUAUUUACACAUGAAAUCUAUCUCUUGGGUGCCCCUGAGUAGGCGGCAAAGGAUACCAUUGACUUCCAUGGUUCUAUCAUCCGUUUAUGCUAAGCGACAACGAUGAGACAAACAGAUUAACACCGGGUGUAGAGAUUUGAACCAACAUUGACGAAAACAGCUACCAACUAAGCGUACAACAAAAGCGAAUAGUCGUUCCGGUUUUUUGAACGAUUUAUUUUUGUAAUAAAAUUUUAGCUUCUAAGGACAAUGACCAAUAAAGUAUAUCUAUAGAUAAU